AGACACACUGCUCAACUGAGGGAGUCUGAGUGAGUGAGACACAUGGAAACUAAGAAGAACAGACAGUAGAAAGAAGGACAUGUGAACAGUGACAUUUUUACUUUGUAUGGGAGGCAGGAAACAAGACAACUACCUGUGGAGAUGGGAAGUACAACCCUCCCAGUGUACCUCAAUGUGAGUGCAGGGAUGAUCAACUCGUCAUCGGACCCAGCUAAGACUGAGGAGGGUUACAGUGAGGCAACAAUGAUCCUGCUGGGCAUGAUCAUGUCCUUACUCGUCCUGUGCAUUGUCUUUGGCAACAUCCUGGUCAUAAUAGCAAUUGCCCGCUUCCAGCGUCUCCAAAAUGUCACCAACUGUUUCAUCACAUCCCUUGCCUGUGCUGACCUAGUCAUGGGUCUCAUUGUGGUUCCUUUUGGUGCCUGCUACAUCAUCUUUAAGACUUGGCACUUUGGUAGUUUCUGGUGUGAGUUCUGGACUGCGACUGAUGUGCUCUGUGUGACUGCAAGCAUCGAGACCCUGUGUGUCAUAGCUAUUGACCGUUAUUUGGCCAUCACCUCUCCCUUCCGCUAUCAGUCGAUGCUGACCAAGGGCAAGGCUCGCAUUGUGGUUGUGCUGGUGUGGGUGAUUGCCGCCUUGAUAUCUUUCCUGCCCAUCCACAUGAAGUGGUGGAUAUCAGUUGAUAAGGAAGCUAAGGAUUGCAUUGAGGACAGUAGCUGCUGUGAGUUCUACACAAACAUGGCUUACGCCAUUACCUCCUCUAUCAUCUCUUUCUACAUCCCUUUGGUCAUCAUGGUUUUUGUCUACAGCCGCGUUUUCCAGGAGGCCAAGCGCCAACUGAAGAAGAUUGACCAAAGCGUUGGACGUUUUCACAACAGCGACAACAGCAACCUCCAAUCUCUGGAGGCCAAUAAUGGGCGUGGCAACAAGAAGGCCAAAUUUUGCCUACGGGAACACAAAGCCCUAAAGACACUGGGCAUCAUUAUGGGGAUCUUUACUCUGUGCUGGCUGCCCUUCUUUCUGCUCAACGUGGUGGUGGCCAUAUGGAAGGUGGAGGACAUUGACCUUACCUUCAGGAUACUUAACUGGAUAGGUUACGCAAACUCUGCCUUCAACCCACUCAUUUACUGCCGGAGUCCUGAGUUCAGGUAUGCCUUCAAGGAAAUCCUCUGCAUGAAGAGGAACCGCCUCAGCAAUGCGGGGCCCAUGAACGGAUAUGUCUACAGCAGGCACAGCUGGCAGAGCGAACAGCAAGGGAGAAGUAAGGGCAGCUUGGAUGACAGUGACACUAAUGAAGGGUGUGUGGGAAAGGGAGCAGGGGUCUGCAGCAGUGUGGAUAGAUCAGUGGACCCCAACGGAAAUUGCAACAAAGGCCUAUCGACUGUAACGACUGUCCUUUAAACCCAGAGCCCUGAGACUUCUGUCAACAGGGUGAUCAAGGCAUGUUUACACUGCUAUCAUAAACCUUUUUCCAAUUGACUAAUGAAGGUAAGGCCAGUCGAACUGACGGGUAGAAACUGCUUUACAGAAACUGUAAUAAUCAUGUUCAGCUGAGGAAACUAUUUAUUUUCCUCUUUUAACCCUGAAUAACAACUGUAGGUAGAUCACC
Molecule: messenger RNA, 1606 nt
Organism: Sander lucioperca (pikeperch)
Lineage: Eukaryota; Metazoa; Chordata; Actinopteri; Perciformes; Percidae
Gene: adrb2a
Product: adrenoceptor beta 2, surface a
Exons: 2
Coding region: 142-1398 (418 amino acids)
Biological process (GO): norepinephrine-epinephrine-mediated vasodilation involved in regulation of systemic arterial blood pressure; negative regulation of smooth muscle contraction; adenylate cyclase-activating adrenergic receptor signaling pathway
Cellular component (GO): membrane
Molecular function (GO): norepinephrine binding; beta2-adrenergic receptor activity
Source: RefSeq, a predicted model, not a curated record